UUCUUCAACCAGUCUAUUUUUCUCGAGCUUUCGUGCCCGAGGAGCUCUUUUUUUCUUUCACAAUGGCAUCUUGCUUACAAGUAUCCAUGAACUCUCUCCUUCCACGCUCUUCUUCUUUUACUUCCACUCCUCGUUCUCCGAAUUCACCCGGGAGAAGAAACUCGAAGAGCUUUCGCUACGACGCCUUUCGCGCCAAAGCCGCUGCCAAAAUCCCUAUGCCUCCGAUAAACCCCAACGAUUCUUUUCUCUCGACGCUCGCUUCCGUCGCCGCUAAAUCUCCUGAGAAGCUUCUCAACCGGCCUGUAAACUCCGAUACGCCGCCGUAUCUCGACAUCUUCGAUUCGCCUCAGCUCAUGUCUUCUCCUGCUCAGGUUGAGAGAUCAGUGGCUUAUAACGAGCACCGGCCAAGAACUCCUCCACCAGACUUGCCAUCUAUGCUUCUUGACGGGAGAAUUGUUUACAUUGGAAUGCCUCUGGUGCCGGCGGUUACAGAGCUUAUUGUCGCUGAGCUAAUGUAUCUUCAGUGGCUCGAUCCGAAGGAACCUAUAUAUAUUUACAUCAACUCCACAGGGACCACUCGCGACGAUGGAGAGACGGUUGGAAUGGAAUCAGAAGGUUUUGCGAUCUAUGAUUCUUUGAUGCAACUUAAAAACGAGGUACAUACAGUUUGUGUGGGAGCAGCGAUAGGUCACGCAUGUCUGUUGCUUUCCGCGGGAACAAAGGGUAAACGAUUUAUGAUGCCACAUUCCAAAGCAAUGAUCCAGCAACCUCGUGUGCCUUCUUCUGGUUUGAUGCCUGCUAGUGAUGUCCUGAUUCGUGCCAAAGAGGUUAUAACAAACAGAGAUAUACUUGUGGAACUACUAUCAAAGCACACUGGCAAUUCCGUGGAGACUGUGGCUAACGUGAUGAGAAGGCCAUAUUACAUGGAUGCAACAAAAGCUAAAGAAUUUGGAGUCAUUGACAAGAUUCUUUGGCGUGGUCAAGAGAAGAUUAUCGCGGACGUUGUUCCUUCAGACGAAUUCGACAAGAACGCGGGAAUUAGAAGCGCUGAACGAGUUUAGUUUUAAGUCCUCUGGCCUCAAAUCUCUGUUUUAAUGGAGAACAAUGAAUAGAAUUACAGACUUAUCAAACUCCUUUAGCUGUGACUGCCUUUUUUCGAACCACAUGGUAAAUGUCCAUCAUGCAAUUAGGAGAUUCAUAUUAAGAUGUGAUAGAGUUGUAAUGUUUUUCAAAAGCCAAAGUAAAUACAAUGUUCAACUCUCUUUUCUUUUUCUUCUCCAUUUCCAUUAAUGAAAAACUGCUCCUUUUCUGUCA
This is a messenger RNA of Raphanus sativus (radish), 1314 nucleotides long. Its product is annotated as ATP-dependent Clp protease proteolytic subunit-related protein 3, chloroplastic. NCBI's taxonomy places the organism in Eukaryota, Viridiplantae, Streptophyta, Magnoliopsida, Brassicales, Brassicaceae. The record is from RefSeq and is a predicted model, not a curated record. Gene Ontology annotation, molecular function: serine-type endopeptidase activity; ATPase binding; ATP-dependent peptidase activity. Gene Ontology annotation, cellular component: endopeptidase Clp complex. Gene Ontology annotation, biological process: protein quality control for misfolded or incompletely synthesized proteins. Bases 63 to 1061 code for a protein of 332 amino acids. The transcript has 10 exons.